Molecule: messenger RNA, 3791 nt
Organism: Liolophura sinensis
Lineage: Eukaryota; Metazoa; Mollusca; Polyplacophora; Chitonida; Chitonidae
Product: secernin-2-like
Exons: 6
Coding region: 119-1369 (416 amino acids)
Biological process (GO): proteolysis
Molecular function (GO): dipeptidase activity; cysteine-type exopeptidase activity
Source: RefSeq, a predicted model, not a curated record
UUGAUUUCGCCGGCGCGUCAAGACUCCUAGGUCUACCGGUUAUAACCAGCACUCAGCCAUCUUUAUCAACACCCGGUGUUUUGGUAAUAUAUAGAAACACAAGCUCACCUUGUCGAUAAUGUCUGACGUAUUCGUGGCCCUUCCCCCAGCGACUGCGGGUGGUAACGUGAUCUUCGGGAAAAACUCGGACCGACCACCCACGGAGGUGCAGGAGGUUGUCUAUGUCCCUGCUCAGGACAAUGCGGCAGGCAUGAAGCUCAAGUGUACAUUUCUGGAUGUGGAGCAGGUGGGUCACACGCACUCUCUAAUCCUCAGUAAACCCACCUGGAGCUGGGGAGCAGAGAUGGGAGCCAAUGAGCACGGGGUUUGUAUCGGCAAUACGUCUGUCUGGACCAAGCUGUGUAGUCAAGGAGACCAGGGGAAGAAGCUGAUUGGUGCAGACUUUGUCAGGCUUGGCCUCGAGCGUGGCGACUCCGCUAAAGGCGCCCUUGACAUCAUCACCUCCCUCCUGGAGAAGUACGGUCAGUCGGGGCCCUGCUGUCAAGAGGAAGCCUUCAGUCAGUGGACUUACCACAACAGCUUCAUCAUCGCCGACCGCCAGGAGGCCUGGGUGUUAGAGACGGCCGGUCAGCAAUGGGCAGCCGAACAGGUCACCAACGGUGUGAGGAAUAUAUCUAAUGCGCUGUCCAUUUCCACAAAAAUCGACGCGAUGUCCCAAGGUUUGCUGGAGACGGCUCAAGAACAGGGAUUCUGGAAACCCGAAGAUGGAGAGUUUGAUUUUGCGAAGGCGUUUUCGGCGGAGUACUCCGGCAUGACGCUCACGGACGCUCAAAAACCCGAAAAUAGAUUGCAGAGCGGGAAGGGACUCAUGGAAUCUUUGUCCAGAGAUGGAAGCUUUUGUCUGGAGAGUAUGUUUUCAGUCUUACGUGAUGUAAAUAGCAGUAUAAGUUUCCAUGGAGACAUAGUGACGACCGCCAGCCAGGUGUCUGUUCUCACACCACGUAGUUCCAGUGUCCCGUGUUCUCACUGGCUGACGGCGACCCCUGACCCCAAUUUGUCUGUUUUCAAGCCGUUUGUCUUUUGCCCAAAUCCUGUGAUAGGGAAGGGCACUCUAUCCGGCAUCGAGGCUGGUUCGCAGGAAACCUCAGACCAGCGCCACCUACUUUACAGAAUGCACGAGAAAGGGAGGAAACUUAUGGCGGAAGGGUCUCCACAAGGCCAGAAGCUGCGAGAAACAAUGCAACAUCUGGAAAACGAAUGCAUUGAAGACGUGCAAGAAUUCCUUAAAAAUUUCAAUGAAGCCAAAUAUCCAGAAAUCGUCGAUUUGUUUAAGGACGUCGUCGACACCGAGAUAAAAUUUUACAAGUGAUUUGAAUUCCAAGCAUUAAAUAUUUGGUGAAAUCCGUCAGCUUUAUGCGUGCGGACUGCAAUGUAAACUGUGAAUGCUCUAUAUACAUAUAUCUAUAUCUCAGGUGAAUUGAGAUUUAAAAUUGUAAAUUUUUUGGAGAAAUUGCCAUUUUCGUGCUUUGGUUUUUUAUGCAUCGUGUAUGGAAAUGUACAUUUGAUGUAUUCGUCAUUAAUAGUUGUAUUGUACGUAUAGCCCCCAACAUGCCUCCAUGAUGAAGCCAAUAUGGCUGCUUAAAAGUAUGGCUUGGUAUGUUUGAAGAUGUAUGUAUUUUCCUGAGUCAGUAAACUAUACAACUUUAUUUGCGCAAAUCUUACAUACACGCUCAAAACAUUCUGACCUAAAUAAUUCCUAUACAGCUGUACUAAUUAUCAUUAUUAUUGCUAUUAUUAUUCAGCUUAUCCAUUGCUACGAUUGUGGUGAUGAUAGUGGUGGUGGUAAUGUUUAAGUUUAUUACACUCGAAAAAUAAUCUCUUAGUUUUAACAGAAAGUCUGUUGUCUGAGUGAUGCUAGCAUGUAUUCUGUUGUUAUAACAUAAUACUGUUAAAUUUAACAGAUUAUUUUUUUGAGAGUAUUAUUAUGUAUUAUUAUUGAGGACCAUAUAAUUCAAUGUAAAACAUUGUUGUACGAUAUAUACUUGUAUAUGUCUAUUGCAUGAAGCAAAGUCUGGCGAUAUGUUAAUAAAUAUACUUCCGAGUUACAUUUUAGUUUAAAUUUUAAAAUUAAACUUCUGUCUCUUUGGGCUAAGAGCAAAUAUAGUUGGAAAAGUGUUACUGAUAUACGAUCUAAAAGAGAGGAAACUUAAUUCAGAAUAAAGCGGGAUUGGUAAGGCUUAAGACAGGAAACCAGUUCUGAGUGUGGUUGUAUUUAUGGCUCCUAAGAGGAAACCAAAUCGAAGCAUAAGGCGAUGCCUUAAGAGAUGAAACCAAUUUAUGAGUUAAACAUAUAGAUGUGAACCUGAACAUUUUCCUUACUCGAAAAGCAAGUCCGAUAUCCUCUGUAUCUUCAAUAAAACGAUUGAAAAAGCGUUAGUACAUUUUACGGCUUAACUUCAAGAAAAAUUCUAUACUCGUCACAAUCUUGGUUAUUUAUAAAAAUGUUGAUUCUAUUCGCGUCACCAUUAUUUUAUAAUUAUAUAUGUAGAGAAAAAAAUUUUCUCCAAAAAAAAAAGUGAAGUGUUAAUCUGAAUCAGUAAUCGGUUACCGGUACUGAAAAAAAAACAAUAUAUAGGUUUAAAUGGCGCUAAAAGUUUACAAUAAAAAACAAAAUCGUUUUAAUACGGUACACGUGACAUUAUAUGUAUUUUAACGUUAUUCAGAUAGUUUGACAUGUUGUACCUACUUUUAUUUACAACCUUCAUCAAAUCAAAUCUGGAAGGGUUAAAUGUAUUUCGCAUUUUUAGUUUUUUUUCUUUACUGAAAUGAAAGUGGACAUAUUUAAUGAAAGGUUGUGGCUUAGUACUUGUUCCCAUUGUCCGUUUAAUUUGCUUACCUUAACAACGUUUUACUCAUAUAUUUGUCUAAUUCCUUGAAUUUGUUUCACCUAAAAGAGGUCUUCUUUCACUUCCUUUUGGAAAUGUUUUAUUUGGCUGUGAUAGGAAUGCAUUGUGAUAUAGUUAGGUGCGGCGUAUGCUGAUAUCGAACAUUCGAUUAACUAUAUGGAGUUUUCUGAUUUUUUAUAUUGCUUUUAAUUGUUUACUGAUAUCCUGAUUAGUUUCUGGACUUCAUAUUUCAUGAGUAAACAUGAGAUAGGCCUAUUUUGGCGAAUGUGAGUUGGGCUGAAAUGUCGUCGCAAGGUACAGGGGAGGUAACUCGACACACUAUUGCAUCCAGAGUGACUUUCCCGCAUUAGUUAUGCAUGUAAAUCUAACGUAAAACGCUGUAAAAAUGUACCGUAUGGGAAUUCGUCCGAUAUCUUCUCGAGGUGUAGCGAUAUGUGUGUCGUAGACAAUGGAGCUCGCAAAUUAAUAUCUGUUUGUGUAUGGUUUUUUUUUUAUUUCUUUUUUUUAUAUGGUUAAUUUUUUUAAUUUGUCUUUCUUGAACACAGAUUUGUCACGCUUCAAAAUAGAUGUAUUAAUCGGUAGGCCUACAUAUUCGUGUCCAAACAAUGUAUCGCUAAUGUAUGUGACCGCAGUGCUAAACACGCAAUGUUAUUUAUUAUUAAUAUGAAAGUGAUAUCCGGUGCCCUAUUAGCAAUUAUACCAGCUGUAUCAGCACGGUUUGCGCCCCACGGCAUUUUUACAUGUAUAGACUGCAUCUCGGCCUAUGCCGCAAGUUAAUGGUGAGCCGAAGUUGACGCUUUGUAACAGGCUGGUGUUCAGCAUAUGAAUGCUGGUAUGGAUGUAUGCAUAUUUGCCUACGUGCGGCUUUGAUGUACAUGUCAUAAA